AUGGAGGAUAUUUUAAAUAAUGUGGUAGUUUCUAAUACUAAUAAUAGUACUACUAUUGCAACAUCAGAUACACCAUCACCAACUACAUCACAACAGCCAACUGCAUCAGAUCUUCUUGUUAUUAAUAAUAGUAAUUCUCCUCCUUCAUCUGGUGGUGGUGGAAGUGCUAAAGAAUGUAGACGUAAAAAAAAAGCUUAUGUUGCUGAUCUUGAGGAAAAGGCUACACAUCUUGAAGAAGAAAAUGUUAAACUACGUAAAGAACUUGAAGAAUUAAAAGCUAAAGCUAAUUUAAGCGCCAUGAAAAUUGAUGAAAAUGUUCGAUUGGCUAAAGAAGUUUAUAAUCAUUACAAAAGUUUGGAAUCAAAUUCAUUUUUUUCACUUAAUAAUAACGUUGGUAGUGGUAAUGAUGGUAGUAGUGGUUUCAUAAUUGUUGGAAGCGUCAUUAACAAUCCCAAUCCUAAUACUGGUGGUCGUGAUGGCUUUACCACUGCUGGUUACACGCUUGGCAGUGGUCGUCGUGUUAGUAGCGGAAAUUAA
Messenger RNA from Entrophospora sp. SA101, 537 nucleotides. The record is from the annotation of a GenBank genome assembly. Lineage: Eukaryota; Fungi; Glomeromycota; Glomeromycetes; Entrophosporales; Entrophosporaceae.